GCGUCCGGUUUUUCUCAGGGGACGUUCAAAUUAUUUUUGUAACGGGAGUCGAGAGAGGACGGGGCGUGCCCCGACGUGCGCGCGCGCCGCCUUCUCCGCGCUCCUCCAUAGCUCCCUGGCGCCUGCCCUGGGAGCGCGUCAUGCCGCCCAAAACCCCCCGAAGAGCGGCUGCUGCCGCCGCGGCGGCUGUGGAACCCCCGGCGCCGCCGCCGCCGCCUCCUCCUGAGGAGGACCCGGAGCAGGACAGUGGCCCAGAGGACCUGCCUCUGGCCAGGCUUGAGUUUGAAGAAACCGAAGAACCUAAUUUUACUGCCUUAUGUCAGAAAUUAAAGAUACCAGAUCAUGUCAGAGAAAGAGCUUGGUUAACUUGGGAGAAAGUUUCAUCUGUGGAUGGAGUAUUGGAAGGUUAUAUUCAAAAGAAAAAAGAACUGUGGGGAAUCUGUAUCUUUAUUGCAGCAGUUGACCUAGAUGAGAUGCCAUUCACUUUCACUGAGCUGCAGAAAAACAUAGAAACAAGUGUCUAUAAAUUCUUUGACUUACUAAAAGAAAUUGAUACCAGUACGAAAGUUGAUAAUGCUGUGUCAAGACUGUUGAAGAAGUAUGAUGUAUUGUGUGCACUCUACAGUAAAUUAGAAAGGACAUGUGAACGUAUCUAUUUGACACAACCCACCAGUUCGGUAUCUACUGAAGUAAGUUCUGUGUUGGUGCUGAAAGUUUCUUGGAUCACAUUUUUACUAGCUAAAGGAGAAGUAUUACAAAUGGAAGAUGAUCUGGUGAUCUCAUUUCAGUUAAUGCUAUGUGUGCUUGACUAUUUUAUCAAACUCUCACCUCCUGCACUGCUCAAAGAACCAUAUAAAACAGCUAUAAUACCCAUUAAUGGUUCACCUCGGACACCUAGACGAGGUCAGAACAGGAGUGCACGGAUAGCAAAACAACUAGAAAACGAUACAAGAAUUAUUGAAGUUCUCUGUAAAGAACAUGAAUGUAAUAUAGAUGAGGUGAAAAAUGUUUAUUUCAAAAAUUUUAUACCCUUUAUGAAUUCUCUUGGAAUUGUAGCUUCUAAUGGACUUCCAGAGGUUGAAAGUCUUUCUAAGCGAUAUGAGGAAAUUUAUCUUAAAAACAAAGAUCUAGAUGCAAGAUUAUUUUUGGAUCAUGAUAAAACUCUUCAGACUGAUCCUAUAGACAGUUUUGACACACAAAGAACACCACGAAAAAGUAACCCUGAUGAAGAGGUGAAUGUGAUUCCUCCACAUACUCCAGUUCGGACUGUUAUGAAUACUAUCCAACAAUUAAUGAUGAUUUUAAAUUCAGCAAGUGAUCAGCCAUCAGAAAAUUUGAUUUCCUAUUUCAAUAAUUGCACGGUGAACCCAAAAGAAAAUAUUCUGAAAAGAGUGAAAGAUAUUGGACACAUCUUUAAAGAGAAAUUUGCUAAAGCUGUGGGACAGGGAUGUGUUGAAAUUGGAUCACAGCGAUAUAAACUUGGAGUCCGAUUAUACUACCGAGUAAUGGAAUCCAUGCUUAAAUCUGAAGAAGAACGACUCUCCAUUCAAAAUUUUAGCAAACUUCUGAAUGACAACAUCUUUCAUAUGUCUUUAUUGGCGUGUGCUCUUGAAGUUGUAAUGGCUACCUAUAGCAGAAGUACAUCUCAGAAUCUUGAUUCUGGAACAGAUUUGUCCUUCCCAUGGAUUCUGAAUGUACUUAAUUUAAAAGCCUUUGAUUUUUACAAAGUGAUUGAAAGUUUUAUCAAAGCAGAAGCCAACUUGACAAGAGAAAUGAUAAAACAUUUAGAACGAUGUGAACAUCGAAUCAUGGAAUCCCUUGCAUGGCUCUCAGACUCACCUUUAUUUGAUCUUAUUAAACAAUCCAAGGACCGAGAGGGACCAGCUGAUCACCUUGAAUCUGCUUGUUCUGUCAACCUUCCUUUCCAGAAUAAUCACACUGCAGCAGAUAUGUAUCUUUCACCUGUAAGAUCCCCAAAGAAAAAAGGUUCAACUACACGUGUAAAUUCUACUGCAAAUGCAGAGACACAAGCAAACUCAGCCUUCCAGACUCAGAAGCCAUUGAAAUCUACCUCCCUUUCACUCUUUUACAAAAAAGUGUACCGGCUAGCAUAUCUCCGACUAAAUACCCUAUGUGCACGCCUUCUGUCUGAUCACCCAGAACUAGAACACAUCAUCUGGACCCUUUUCCAGCAUACAUUGCAAAAUGAGUAUGAACUCAUGAGAGAUAGGCAUUUGGAUCAAAUUAUGAUGUGUUCUAUGUAUGGCAUAUGCAAAGUGAAGAAUAUAGACCUUAAAUUCAAAAUCAUUGUAACAGCAUACAAGGAUCUUCCUCAUGCUGUUCAAGAGACAUUCAAACGUGUUUUGAUCAGAGAAGAGGAGUAUGAUUCCAUUAUAGUAUUCUAUAAUUCAGUUUUCAUGCAGAGACUGAAAACAAAUAUUUUGCAGUAUGCUUCCACGAGGCCUCCUACCUUGUCACCAAUACCUCACAUUCCUCGAAGCCCUUACAAGUUUUCUAGUUCACCCUUACGGAUUCCUGGGGGGAACAUCUAUAUAUCACCCCUGAAGAGUCCAUAUAAAAUUUCAGAAGGUCUGCCAACACCAACAAAAAUGACUCCAAGAUCAAGAAUCUUAGUGUCAAUUGGUGAAUCAUUUGGGACUUCUGAGAAGUUCCAGAAAAUAAAUCAGAUGGUGUGUAACAGUGACCGUGUGCUCAAAAGAAGUGCUGAAGGAAGCAACCCUCCUAAACCACUGAAAAAACUACGCUUUGACAUUGAAGGAUCAGAUGAAACUGAUGGAAGUAAACAUCUCCCAGGGGAGUCCAAAUUUCAGCAGAAACUGGCCGAAAUGACAUCUACUCGAACACGAAUGCAAAAACAGAAAAUGAAUGAUAGCAUGGAUACCUCAAACAAGGAAGAACAGUGAGGAUCUCAGGACUUUGGUACACACUGUGUACACCAUGUACGCCUCUGGCUUCAUUAUCUCUCAGAGAUGUGACUGUAUAACUCUCCCAAGUUCUGUUUACAGCCACAUUAAUAUCUCUUUUUUGUAGAUAUAAAAUGUGCAGAUACAAGUUGAAUAUUUGUGUGGGUGAUUCCUAAGCCACUUUCAAUGUUAUAUUCAAUGGUAUAUGCAUUGUUAUUAUACAAGAUUGAAAAUCUUGUGUAAUCCUGCCAUUAAAAAGGUAUAGCAGAUCAUCACAUUUCCAAAGUAAAAUUGCUUUGCUUUAUGAAUGAAUUGAGGCUGCCUCUGGAGUGGGAGUACUAAUAACCCAUGCCUGUCUGACUACUUUGUCUUCCCUUGUAGCAUAUGUGUGAUGUUUGCUCUUGGUUUUAUUAAUUUAUAUGUAUAUUUUUUUAAUUUAAAAACGUGAACACCCUUAGAAAAUGUGUCCUGUCUUCCAAAUGCAAUUUGACUGACUGUCCAUUCACCCAAAUUAUCUUAAACUCUUCUGCUAAAACAGAUUAUUAUUAGGAACUAGGAAAAAAUUAAUUUUUACACAUUUGAUUUUAUUUUAGUAUUGGAAUCUGAUGUAUUGUGUGCUUGUUUUACAAAUUUUCUUUUACAUACAAGCAAAAAACAAAGUACAAACAUGAUACUGUCAUACUACUGACACAGAUUUCAUACCUCAGAACUUAUAAGAAUUUCUUUUCUUUAUCCAAACUCAUGGUUUAAAAUGCAUAUUAUUGUAAUACUCUUGGUUUGGGGUUUUUGUUUUUGUUUUUUACCAUUCAGAUCACUGAAUUUUUUAAGUACCUAUCUGGUACUUGAAAAAGUAAAGUGUCCAGUCAGAGCUUUGCUGCGGAGGACUCUAAUACAGUAUAUCCCAAGUGCACUUUCUAAUGUUUCUGGGUCCUAAAAAAUCAAGAUACAAAUUAAUUUUAUUCCAUAGCAGUCUGUUAACUGUAGAAGCCUUGAGGGUUUUUUGAGUUUCCCUUAGGGAUUUGUCUAAUUGCAUCUCAAUAAUUAUUCUGCCCUCCUAAAUUUGGGAAGGUUUGUGUUUUCUCUGGAAUGGUACAUGUCUUCCAUGUAUCUUUUGAACUGGCAAUUAUUUAUCUUCUAUUUUAAGUCAGUAUGGUCUAACACUGGCACAUUAAAAGCCACAUUAUCUCUAGUCCAACAUUGCAAGUAAUCAAAGGUCUUGUAAGUUAGGCAUUAAUUUUUCUGAUUUUAUGCAAAAGCUUCAAAUUAAAAUAGCUGCAUUAGAAAGAAGUGCUAUCCCCCUUCCCCUACACCUAAAGGUGUGUUUAAACUGUCUUGUGUGAUUAACUUAUUUAGAGAUGGUAUAUAUAAAAUAGGUGGUAUUUAAGAUAGCAUCAGCUAGCAUUUAGAAAAAUCAUUUUGUCUAAACUCAGAGUUCUUUUUAAAAAGAAAUCUGGUCUUAUUUCUUAGAAAACAAAAUUUUGUGUUUAAACAUCAAACUUACUAUUUUGACAGUUAUCUUGAUAACAGGCACUAGAAAGCUUUAUCCCAUUUCUUCAUUUUUUUUUUUUUUUUUGCAUGAAUAGCAUACAAUUCAGUUAGUUUUUAUGUCAAGGGCUUACCAUAUUUCUGGGUCUUUUGCUCAUAAAUUUACAUUAGAAUUAGUGACAGAAUUUUAGGAAUUUCAGAGAUCGUGUAUUGAGAUUCUUAAGACUUCAGAUGUUGCUUUAUUGCUUUUUUGUACUGGUUAAAACUACAUUUAAAAUUGCUAUGUUACUAUUUUCUACAACUAAUAGUUUGUCUAUUUUAAAAUAAAUUAGUUGUUAAGAGUC
Molecule: messenger RNA, 4753 nt
Organism: Marmota monax (woodchuck)
Lineage: Eukaryota; Metazoa; Chordata; Mammalia; Rodentia; Sciuridae
Gene: Rb1
Product: RB transcriptional corepressor 1
Exons: 27
Coding region: 141-2924 (927 amino acids)
Biological process (GO): regulation of transcription by RNA polymerase II; negative regulation of G1/S transition of mitotic cell cycle; cell differentiation
Cellular component (GO): nucleus; Rb-E2F complex; chromatin
Molecular function (GO): RNA polymerase II transcription regulatory region sequence-specific DNA binding
Source: RefSeq, a predicted model, not a curated record